AAGGCAAUGCGACUGAUACAUUUCCAGUGCUGGCCAGAGACAGACACAAGUGCAGAUUUUGGUGAUGAUGAUGUAGACCAGGUUAUUAGUCACUUCCGACCUCUUCUACUGACAGCUGGAGUGGAUAUUGACUUGAUUCCAGAUCAAUGGACCAUUCUGAAAACACAACUUUACACUGCAGGUUUCAGCCAAGGGACCAUUGAGAAGACAUGGCCUGCAGUAAACAGAAUGCUGCGCCAUGAGUGUCCUGAUGUCCUACACCUGUUUGAUGCCCUGCUCACCAUUCCGACAAGUACAGCUGACUGUGAGAUGGGGUUUAGUGUCAUGAAGCAGGUUAAGAGUGACUGGCGCUCAAGCCUGAAAGGGGAGACACUAGCUGACCUUUUGAAAACACAGUUGUGCUCACCGGACAUCAAAGACUUCGACCCACGCAAAGCCAUAGAAAUCUGGCAUGGUGACAGUGUGCGCACACGCCGGCCACACUUUGUGAGGAAGAAAAAUGGAACUGAUGUAGAUGGGGGCUCUGAGUCAGAGUCCUCAGAGAGCUCUGCCUCUGAUGAUGUUUAACCUGUCUCUUUGUACAUAAUACAUUUGUGUAAUUUUGUACAUUAUCUGCACUAAAACAUGUUUAGAGUUGUUUAAAGUUUUAAGUUGUAAAACGCUGGCCCCAGCCCCACCUUCUAGCGGUUAGGAUUUAAUUUUAAUUGGAUAUACAUUCCCAACUUCACUGUAAGAUGAAUUUAAAGCUUUAGUUAAUAAAAUGAUCAAAUUAAUUCAGUGGCUCUCAUAAUCUGUCUUUUUUGCACGGGAAAAAAUGUGGCUAGUGGAAAUUCUGAUUGGCUGGUAACUUCAGAAACUUACCAGCCACAUUGGCUGGUGAUCAAAAAAGUUAAUUUAGAGCCC
This is a messenger RNA of Gadus morhua (Atlantic cod), 903 nucleotides long. RefSeq names its product zinc finger protein 862-like. Gene Ontology annotation, molecular function: protein dimerization activity. Bases 7 to 567 code for a protein of 186 amino acids. NCBI's taxonomy places the organism in Eukaryota, Metazoa, Chordata, Actinopteri, Gadiformes, Gadidae. The transcript is spliced from 3 exons. The record is from RefSeq and is a predicted model, not a curated record.